AUGUCUGUCAAAGCGCUCACUACCAAAGAGGUUGUCUCUGUUUUGCGGAAGUACACUCCUUGUGACGUGUCCGACGCGUUGAACAAGUUUGGGUACGCCGAUGGCGGAUUCAUCCCCAAUCUCGUCAACCGGUCACCAGUUACCUCCCUGGCCUCUGCAGUUGGCAGGGCCUACACUGUGUUGUAUGCACCAAAGCUGGAUCCUCGUCCUGCUGUUAAGGAGUCAUACAUAGACAAUGUUCCCGAAGAUCUGAUUGUGGUGAUUGGGCUUCCCGUGGAGGCACAGACCACAAGCCAUCCGUUCGUUAAGGUUAACAAUGCCCUCUAUGGAGGGUUGAUGUCCACGCGGGCCCAGUACAGAAAGGCCAAUGGGUCUGUAGUCCUUGGUCGCAUUCGGGAUUUGGACGAGCACAACGAUCUCGGGUACCCAGUGUGGUCAUACGGAGUGGGCACUUCAGCCCCAGGACCUUUAGUCAAGGUUGUUGGAAUCAACGUGCCAUUGGAUAUCAAGGUUGCUGGAAUCGACAAUGACCAGGUAGUAAGUAUCCACCCUGAAGACUAUAUCGUUGCCGACAAGAACGGAGUGGUAAGAAUUCCCGAGGACGCUGACUUGGCCGCAGUGUUGGAGUAUAUUCCCAAGCGAGUCGACGCUGACACCCAUGUUAGCGAGGACAUCAAGAAGGGGAAGGGAGCCACUGAGAGCCAGAAGUAUUGGCGUGGUAAGAUCUAG
Messenger RNA from Suhomyces tanzawaensis NRRL Y-17324, 729 nucleotides. RefSeq names its product bifunctional 4-hydroxy-4-methyl-2-oxoglutarate aldolase/oxaloacetate decarboxylase. The transcript has a single exon. Lineage: Eukaryota; Fungi; Ascomycota; Pichiomycetes; Serinales; Debaryomycetaceae. Bases 1 to 729 code for a protein of 242 amino acids. The record is from RefSeq and is a predicted model, not a curated record.